CUUAGUUCCAAAUAUGGUUAAUAAUUUUCCACCCCCGCGCGUAUGACAGUGGUAUCGUCUGUAUUCCGUGUAGAAAUCCUCCAAGCAGAGCCGAAAAGCAAAUUUCGAGUCGAGGACCUUUCGAGAGAAGGGAAAAUAUUAUUGUAAAUUAUACAACGGGAAUUUAUAUCCGACUCUUGUACAGUUUUAGCAAUGUCUACUCCAGCACGAAGGCGACUCAUGAGAGAUUUUAAAAGACUUCAAGAGGAUCCUCCAGCUGGUGUUAGCGGUGCUCCGUCAGAAAAUAAUAUCAUGGUAUGGAAUGCAGUGAUAUUUGGGCCAGAAGGAACUCCCUUUGAAGAUGGUACAUUCAAACUGACUGUAGAAUUCACAGAAGAAUACCCAAAUAAACCACCCACAGUCAGAUUCAUCUCAAAAAUGUUUCAUCCUAAUGUAUAUGCAGAUGGAAGCAUAUGUCUUGACAUCCUACAAAAUCGUUGGAGUCCAACUUAUGAUGUGUCAUCAAUUCUUACCUCAAUCCAGUCUUUGCUUGAUGAACCAAACCCUAACAGUCCAGCUAACAGCCAAGCAGCUCAACUUUACCAGGAGAACAAACGGGAGUAUGAGAAGCGUGUGUCGGCUAUUGUUGAGCAGAGCUGGAGGGACAGCUGACCAUACAC
Molecule: messenger RNA, 659 nt
Organism: Onychostoma macrolepis
Lineage: Eukaryota; Metazoa; Chordata; Actinopteri; Cypriniformes; Cyprinidae
Product: ubiquitin-conjugating enzyme E2 A-like
Exons: 6
Coding region: 193-651 (152 amino acids)
Biological process (GO): protein polyubiquitination; proteasome-mediated ubiquitin-dependent protein catabolic process; DNA repair
Cellular component (GO): HULC complex
Molecular function (GO): ubiquitin conjugating enzyme activity
Source: RefSeq, a predicted model, not a curated record